Messenger RNA from Aspergillus costaricaensis CBS 115574, 1755 nucleotides. RefSeq names its product glutathione S-transferase family protein. Gene Ontology annotation, cellular component: cytoplasm. Lineage: Eukaryota; Fungi; Ascomycota; Eurotiomycetes; Eurotiales; Aspergillaceae. The record is from RefSeq and is a predicted model, not a curated record. Bases 1 to 1755 code for a protein of 584 amino acids. The transcript has 7 exons.
AUGAACCAUGAUUCGAUCCCUUCCGAGGCUGAUACAUCACUCAACCCUUCCGUCUCAACUCUCCUCCAUCCUUCUCUGACAUCAGUUGCCGAAGACGCGUCGACCCUAGCUGCCCACCAGGACCCGCACCUAGUUCCAACCCAUCGACAAGGCCAAGUUAGCAUUGACGAUGACUCGCUCCACGGUCUACAAUGUGCCGUUGAAGAGCUCGAAUACACCCGACAAGCUCAUCAGUCUCAUCAUCAAUACCAUCAUCAACAACCACAUCUUCAAUCUCUCGUAAAACGACCCGACCAACAUGUCGACAUCCGCACCAUUCUUGAUCCUCCGAACCUUGAUGCAUGGCGAGAACGGCUUUUUAAUGUCGAUGAGAUGAUAACCCUAAGUGAGGAGCAAUUCCUUACAUACUUCCCACACAUCGACAACGUCUACUCCCACCGGUCAACUCAACACUACAAACGCAAACCGCUGAUUUCCCACUACUGGGACUGUCGCCUGAAAGGUCGACCUCCAGGGACACCGAAAUCCAAUGAUCCCAACAAAAAGAAACGUAAGCGUACUGCCCGCCAGCGGGAUCUCUGUGAUGUAAAGAUCAAGAUCACAGAGUACUUCCCGGGCCACGAUGUUAUGGGGUCAGAUCUAGGUGUCCUUGAUGGACUUGGGGUCCCCGGCCCAGUACUCCAGGAGUCUGCUGUCAGAGAGGAACAACAGGCUCAAGGCCAGCAGUUUGGGUUGUUAACGCCGAGCCUGAACCCACCUCUACCAGAGGGCCAUCCAGGGGUCAACGGCCAGAGGUAUUUUACUAUCCAGCGAGUAAAUGGGAACGGUGCGAACGGGAAGAACGACGGUGUGAGUGGGGGUCAUCGUCAUACGCUGGAGGAUAGUGACCGCGUGAAGAAGAAUAGUGUGCAGCGGUUCUUAUUGCAGGAGGUGAAGAAGGAGAAGAGGUCACUAAAUACUAGAGUAAUGGCUACCCAAAAUCAAAUUCAGAAACAGUACCAUACCAAAGCCACCGGCCUGGCUGCCCAGACGGUCGCGCACCGUUCACAAGACAAUGAACUGAAAUUGUAUGGAAGUUGCUUUUGCCCUUUCGUGCAGCGCGUAUGGGUUGCCCUUGAGAUCAAGGGAAUCCCCUACCAGUAUAUUGAAGUUGACCCUUAUAAGAAGCCCCAGUCAUUGCUGGACGUGAACCCCAGGGGACUUGUUCCAGCCUUGCGGCACGGGGAUUGGGGCUCAUACGAGAGCUCCGUAUUGCUGGAAUACUUGGAGGACCUGAAUGUUGGGACACCGUUGCUCCCACCCGGAGACGCCAAGCUGAGGGCGCAUUGCCGACUAUGGACAGAUUUUAUCAACCGCCACAUCGUCCCAAACUUCUACCGUGUUCUUCAAGAGCAAGACACCCAGAAGCAAAUAGCCAAUGCACAGGAGCUCCGAGAUGCAUUCAACACAUUGGUCGGCGCCGCAGAUGCGCAGGGCCCGUUCUUUCUGGGCGCUCAGAUCUCGUUCGUCGAUGUCCAGGUCGCCCCUUGGAUUAUCCGCUUGCGCCGUGCCUUGAAGCCUUAUCGCGGGUGGCCAGACCCGGAGCCUGGCAGUCGCUGGGGAGCCUGGGUCGACGCUAUUGAGAACAAUGAGCACGUUCAGGCAACCACGAGCACCGAUGAGCUCUAUCUGGAUAGUUAUGAGCGAUACGCUCAAAACCGUCCAAACACGUCCCAGGUUGCCAAUGCGAUCAACUCCGGAAGGGGCCUUCCCUAG